AUGAAUUCUUUUAAUUUAUUAAAAACUGCAUUACUUCGAAAUAUCAGAUUUAAACCUCAAAUUCCUCUUCAUUAUCAACGUUUUUUAUCAAUCCAAAGAAACUUAUAUUUAAGUAAUUUUCAACUUUCUGAAGAAAACAAAAAUAAAAUUACCAAACAAGAAUAUAUUUCAAUACCUAAAAAAUUGGCUAUUUUGUAUACAUGCAAAGUUUGCAAUUCAAGACAGGGUCCAAAACAAUUUUCAAAAACUUCUUACGAACAGGGAAUUGUUAUAGUCAAAUGCGAUUCUUGUCUAAAUCAUCACAUAAUUGCAGACAAUUUGGGCUGGUUCAGCGAUUUAGAUGGCAAGAAAAACAUCGAAGAAAUUUUGGCACAACUUUCCAAUUCAAAUUUUCCUUCCACAAGUAUUUCAGAACAAAUUGAUAUGACCCUUCUCCAACGAUCUCUCUUGGGUUUUGGCUCCGCCAUAAUGUCUAUUGUUAGUCCGGAACGUGGAGAUAUGAUUGCAACAAUGGGGGAGACAACGGUACCAAAAUCUUUACUUAUUCAUAUCCGAGAUAGAAUGGCCAAAGAUGUGACUGGCUCUGAACUUUUGAAAAAGCAACCAAGAAUUACUGAAAAAACAUUUUGUAGGGAAUAUUUAGCUAAAUUACCUGAUGGAACUCUUGGAAGGGAAUAUUUGAGAUUUUUAACUAAAUUACAUACAAGUCCUGAUGCGAGGCCCCCCGUUCAAUUUGUUGAUGAUAUUGAACUCGUUUAUGUUAUGCAACGUUAUCGAGAGACUCACGACUUUAACCAUGUUUUACUUCAAAUGCCAACUACGAUGCUUGGAGAGGUCACUGUCAAAUAUUUUGAGGCUAUUCAACUGGGGCUUCCAAUGUGUAUUGCUGCGGCUAUUUUUGGUGGUAUACGACUUGGGCCAAAACAUAGAAAACAAUUAUUGGAAAGAAAUUUACCUUGGAUUUUGGAACAAGCUUUGGAGGGACGUUUUUUAUUGGCAAUUGAUUGGGAGAAUAGAUUUGAACAAAAUAUUGUCGAUUUACAAAAUGAAUUGGGAAUUUCUUCUUUAAAUUCUUUUAAAGUAAAUUAA
Molecule: messenger RNA, 1089 nt
Organism: Meloidogyne enterolobii
Lineage: Eukaryota; Metazoa; Nematoda; Chromadorea; Rhabditida; Meloidogynidae
Source: the annotation of a GenBank genome assembly